AUGCUGGAACGGGUUGGUGGCAUCAAUAUUUUUGGAUCAGCCAUUACAUCUGCCAUUCGUCGCCAGCAGUCAUCUGACUCUGAACAGUCAGAAAAGGAUGGUUCUGACUGGAGUGGUAGUAGGAAGUCCUCCAUUUCUACUCCCAAGCUGACUAAACCUGCAAGCAAGCCAGAAUCACCUAUAGUGCAAACAGCAGCAACAGUAAAAGUUGUACCUCCUGCUUCAGGAGGAAGAGGAGGAGGAGAGAAAACACAAACUGAUAGUAGGGAGGAAAAAUCUGUGCCAGUAGCUGCUACUGCUAAUGCUAGCAUCCAGAAAGGAAUGCCUAAAAGAGGUCUGUUUUCUGAUGAUGAUGAUGAUGACUUGUUUAGCAUACCUGCUAAAACUGAGAAGAAAGCUAGCAUUCCCCCAAUAGCAUCUGUAACUGAGAAGCCCCUCACCGGGAGGACAGUAUCAGGAUCCAGCUCUUUAUUUAGUGACCCAGAAGAAGAGGGGCUUUUUGGUGCAGCAGUUUCUUCAAAACCUAAAGUAACUCAAGAACAGCCAAAUUCAACAAAUCCAGUAAAGGUACCUAAUAUCUCUCAGAAGAAUAGCUCCCUGUUUAGCUCCCCAAGUGAUGAGGAUGAUUUGUUUUCUGCUACAAUAAGUUCUCAAGUGUCAGAGGCACCACUGGCCUCCACAUUGGAGCCUCCACCCAUCACAUCCUCAGCAACUUCUAAGACAGAGGUUGUAAAUGACCUCUUUGGGUCACCCUUAAGUGAAGAUAGUUUAUUCACAUCCAAUGCUUCUGUAUCUUCUAAGACAAAUACAUCUUUACAAAAGGAUAAAAUGCCGGUGAUUAGUCAGGAACACAGUCGUCAACCAGAAAAGACAGAAUCAAAGGCUCAGGUUCCAUCAGCAACCAGCACUAUCUUCCAAUCUCAAUCUGAUGAUGAUGAUCUUUUUGCAGUCCCAAAGAGUACAUCAAAAGGUACAUCUGAGCCUAGGGGUGCCCAUAAGGAGAAUCUGACAUCAUCUACCUUCAGGACUACACAGAAUUCAUUAACACCAAGUACAGACUCUGAUAUAUUUGGAUCACCAGAAGAUGACUUGUUUGUAGAAAAAGUAAAGUCAGAAGUUAUUGAGCCCAUGAAAAAGGCUUCAGGAUCAAUAAGCUCUCAACAAAGUAAAUUGGAUUCUAAAUCUUUAAGUCAGAUAGACGAUAAUGUAUCAAAAGUACCAGAGGGUAGUGGCCAGAGUCAUGGCAGUGAAAAGAAACAUAUCAGUUUAUUUGGUUCACCAGAAGAAGAGGAUAUUUUUUCAAUUGGUAAAUCAUAUACAAAAUCAGAUUCACUGGAGAAUAGACCUAGUAACAUUUUAAAACCAAAUAUUUUUGGGGGCAUGAGUGAUGAUGAAGACAUUUUUAGCUCAUGUCCUAGACCAGCAAAGCAACAGGAAAUUAAUGUAACACUGGGAAGUGAAGUUAGAACAUCUUCAGAUCAUAUCAAAGAAAAGCAAGCAACUGGAGACAAAGAAAGCCAAGUUUCUAAUUUGAAAGACUCAGUACAGCCAACCUUGUCUGCUACAAAAGCACCAGUAGGAGGAGUAGCUCUCUUUGGAAAUGAUGAAUUGAGAGCUAAGUGGAUAAGAGAAGAUGAGAGUGAAGAUGACAUCUUUGGAAUCAGCCAAGUGACGAUAAAAACACAUUCACACAUUCCAGGGAGAGGAAGCCCUCCACCAUUGCCUUCAGAAAUUAGUAGUGUGUCGUCCAUCUCAUUACCAGAAAAGGUCUCAACUGUAGUGGUACCUAAACAAUCUGACAGUCCUGACAAGAGAGAGAUUGAAGAUGCUCUGUCUGUGGUACAAAAUGAAGAAGAAAGACAGGCUAGAAAAUUAGCCAGAGAGAAAGAGGAGGGAAUAAGGGCUGAUCCAUCUACUGUAGACGAUGCAAAAGAGUCAGAGAGGAAAGAAGAGUCAGGUGAAGAAAUAGAACCAAAGAAGAAGCCACCAGUAGGGGGAGUUUCCAUGUUUGGAGGGGGAGGCUUAGGUGGCAGUGAACUCUUUGCUAAAGUGAAUCAGAGGAAGAGUAUGUUAGGGGAGACAGAGAGUGAUAGUGAUGGAGAUUCCAAGAUUGGGUCUGCCAGCGCACCAACCCACUCAGUUGAAAUUGUGAAGGAAGACAGAAAAGUGCCAAAGAUGUCUCCAGCCUCAAAAACAGUUGUAAACCCUACACCAACUGCAUCCACUUUGCCAAGCUUAGGGGUGAAGUUUGGUGGGCAGGAGAAUAGCAUUAGUUUUGAUGAGCCAGUCACAACAACAAACACUUUAGAAAGCUUGAAUAAGAGUCGAGUAAGAGGAAGUGUUAAAAGAAGACCUCCAAGCAGAGCUCACAGAAAAGGUGCUGCCAUAGACAGUUCCCAGACCAAUACAUUGACCAUUCCUUCAGUUGCACAAACACCAUCAGAUAGAGUUCCUGUACCUCAAGAAACAAACACUAGAAAGCUAAAUGAAAAGGAUGCAGCAAUUGAAAGUCCCUCUCAUAGUGACCCUCCUGUUGAAGAUCAGAUCUUUUCCAGCAGUGAGAAUGAGGAUGAUAUGUUUAGAGAAAAUAAAGCAAAAAAUGUAAAUAGAAUUGAGAGGAGUGUUCAGCAGAUUCACCAAACACAUGAGGUAGAAAAUGGGAGUAACACCACACCUAGCAAACAAGCUGAAGUGCAGGGUGAACUUGAAGAAGACCUUUUUAGCAAAUUGCAAAAUGCCUCAUAUACUAGAAAAUCCCAGAACCUUGUAAAGCCUGAUAAGUCUCAACCAUCAUCAUUGUUUGGAGAUGAUGACAGUGAUGAAGAUCUGUUUGGAGCAUCAAACUCCAAAUUAUCAUCUCAUAAAGCUUCAAAGUCAGCUGUACAGCCAGACGUCUCUAAGAAGGAGAGCAAGCCUGUUGUUUCUCAGUCCCUCUUUGGAGAUGAUGAUGAUGACAUAUUCAGUUCAACAGGAGCAGUAGGAAAAGCAGAGCCUAGUGCUGUUAAAAAAAUGUCAACAUCAAAGUCUAAGACUAGUUUAACAUCAACAAGUGAACCUUUUGAUGACCCACUUCUUGGUCCACGAAAUUGAGACUGAAAAAAACUGGGUUAAAAUAUUGGUGCUUUGUUUAACCAUCAUGUGUGCAGUAUGUGAUAGAUAUAGUCCUCUGUGAUGUGGGGAUAUUAUGUACUGAUUCCUAUUUUUGUCAGGAUGCCUUGUGUAUACUUGUCCACAUUCAUACAUAUAUUACAACAUAAAAACAUGUACAUACAUAUACUGCAUAUAUUAUAUUUUAUCAACAAUGGUAUAAUAUCACUUUUUUAUCUAUAAUAUCAAGA
Molecule: messenger RNA, 3338 nt
Organism: Penaeus vannamei (Pacific white shrimp)
Lineage: Eukaryota; Metazoa; Arthropoda; Malacostraca; Decapoda; Penaeidae
Source: RefSeq, a predicted model, not a curated record